This is a messenger RNA of Psylliodes chrysocephalus, 321 nucleotides long. Lineage: Eukaryota; Metazoa; Arthropoda; Insecta; Coleoptera; Chrysomelidae. The record is from the annotation of a GenBank genome assembly.
AUGCUACAUAUCUCAAGAUCAGGAAAUAAAGGAGGACACGCGAAAGGAAAAAGGUGUAAACGUUUUUACGAUGGAUCUGCAAUCGGUUCUAUUGAGCCCAAAAAUCUAAUGUUAGUGCUCUUUACUAUAAAACAAAGUUUUAUGCAUAACUUAACAAUUAUGGACAUUCAGUCAUUGGAUGGAUAUUGCUUUAUCUGGUAUGAGAGCCAUGCUGAAGUACAACACAUUUGCUACUAUUAUUUACAAUUGAAAAAGUAUUUUUUUACAGUGAUGGAUGUAUGUGACAAAAUAGAAACGCAAUUCUUCCCAAUACACUUUUGA